CGGAGCGGCUUAUGCUCAGGAAGUUGUAACUCUGAUCCCGAGAAGAGGUCCGGGGCUCCGCCGGCAGCCGAAGGUUCCAUGACACCAAAGCGAAGAAGCGGGGAGACCUCUGACAUUGAUUAGCUCGGUGACUUCACCCCAUGCCAGGGUUUUGAGCUGGAAGAGACGCUAGUCCUAUGCCCUCAUUUUUCAGAUGAGGAAGUUCCCUCUGGAUCAAACUUUCUCCAUCUGUGAAAAUGAGUAGGACUAAGUAAUCUGUGGUACCCUUCUGCCCUUCUGGAAUCAUCAGAUACAGCUUUAGAGGAGGAAGGGGCCUCAGGCCCUUCCUUCCUAGAGAUUUAAGUGAUUUUAUCUCCACCUCCUGGCUUGCUUCAGGUCCCAGCUACCAUCCCACUUUCUGAUGGAAGCUCUUGCUUAAUGCUAGUUGAAAGAAGAAAAGGCAAGGACUGAAGAGCUGCUCCCUCCACCUAAGUCUUCAGCUGUUUAAGCUGAAUGCAUUGUGAUUUCCAAUAAUUGAGACAGUGAUUCUAAAAGCUGUCUACAUUAAUGAAAAGAACAAUGUAGUCAGCUUAGCUAAGUCAUCAGUGUUGCCUAUUGACUAACUUGAUGGAUUUUUGCAUGUUAGGAGAGUAGAUUGAUAUAACUUGAAGUUUUUGUUCUUUUAAAGUGGUUAUUUUAAGAGUAUUUAAAAUAUGGAGACAUUGGAAAGCAUAGCUCCUCUCCAGCAAGAGUUGACAAGAGAAUUGAUUGUGGAAAACCACCUUUAUCUCCCGCCACUGCCUCCUAGCGAAGAGCCUCCACCACCUCCCCUGCAAACGUCCAGUGACGCAGACGUAAUGGACGUUGGCUCUGGUGGUGCUGGACAGUCAGAUACCCCUGCUGGGGACAUGUACGCCCACUUCGGACCCCAGCUUCUCACCAAAGGAUCUGCUCCCUACAAAAGCCGCCUCUGCAUAGACCCAGACAACUGCGACCUAAGCCCGAGAACAGCUCGCCACGCCCCUUUAGUCCGAAAAUUCAUCCCAGAUCUUAGGUUGCUUAAAGAUGUCAAGAUUAGCGUAAGCUUUACAGAAAGCUGUAAAAGCAAAGACAGAAAGGUUCUCUAUACUGGGGCGGAGCCAGAUGAUAAAGCUGAGGCAGCUUUUAGUAUAAAUGAUGUCAAAGGAGAUUUUCAUGUGUGUCCUUUUGAUGGUAGUCAUGGGAACAUAGUAGGAGUAGUGGGUGAAAGUGUAGACAAGAGGGAUGAGGAAAAUGAGAUUGAUCAGGAAAAGAGAGUGGAGUAUGCAGUGCUGGAUGAGUUAGAAGAUUUUACUGACAAUAUGGAAAUAGAGGAAGAAACAGGAGGGUUCACAGCUAAAGCAAUUUCUCAACGAGAUAAAGUGGAUGAAGACACCUUGAAUUUCUCCUAUGAGGAUGAUUUUGACAAUGAUGUGGAUGCGCUUCUAGAAGAGGGUCUUUGUGCCCCCAAAAAGAGGAAGAUCGAAGAGAAAUAUGGAGGGGAGAGUGAUCACCUGUCUGAUGCAGAAACAACUGUGCAGCCAAUGAUGACCAAAAUAAAGACUGUUCUGAAAAGCCGUGGCCGCCCGCCUACAGAACCAUUACCUGAUGGAUGGAUCAUGACAUUCCAUAACUCUGGAAUUCCUGUCUAUCUGCAUAGAGAAUCUAGAGUUGUUACCUGGUCCAGACCAUACUUCUUAGGAACAGGAAGCAUAAGGAAACAUGAUCCUCCCCUGAGCAGCAUUCCUUGUCUACAUUAUAAGAAAAUGAAGGACAAUGAGGAAAGAGAACUCAGCAAUGACAUCACCCCGAUUGGGGAUGCCUCCCCUAUCAAGUCCAUGGAGAAGGCUUCUGAGCUGGACAGUCAGACUGAGGAGCCAGACUCCACAGCAGUGGACUCUGGGUCCCUCGAUGAGAAAGAACCUCUAGGGGGAGACACAGCCCAAGGAGCCUUAGGACAAGUUAAGGCCAAAGUGGAAGUGUGUAAAGACGAAUCUGUGGAUCUUGAGGACUUUCGAAACUAUCUGGAAAAGCGUUUUGAUUUUGAGCAAGUGACUGUGAAAAAGUUCAGGACUUGGGCAGAAAGACGCCAGUUCAACCGUGAAAUGAAGCGUAAGCAGGCAGAAUCCGAGAGGCCCAUCUUGCCAGCCAACCAGAAACUCAUUACUUUGUCUGUGCAUGAUGCACCUACAAAGAAAGAGUUUGUUAUUAAUCCCAAUGGGAAGUCAGAAGUCUGCAUACUGCACGAAUACAUGCAGCGAGUCCUCAAGGUUCGCCCUGUUUACACUUUCUUUGAAUGUGAGAACCCAAGUGAGCCUUUUGGAGCCUCAGUGACUAUUGAUGGAGUGACCUAUGGGGCUGGAACUGCAAGCAGCAAAAAGCUUGCAAAGAACAAAGCUGCCCGAGCCACACUGGAAAUUCUCAUCCCUGACUUUGUUAAGCAGACCUCCGACGAGAAACCCAAAGACAGUGAAGAACUGGAGUAUUUCAACCAUAUCAGUAUUGAAGAUUCUCGGGUGUAUGAAUUGACCAGUAAGGCAGGACUUUUGUCACCAUAUCAGAUUCUCCACGAGUGCCUUAAAAGAAACCAUGGAAUGGGUGACACUACCAUCAAGUUUGAAGUGAUCCCUGGGAAAAACCAGAAGAGCGAAUAUGUGAUGACAUGUGGGAAGCAUACUGUCCGAGGCUGGUGUAAAAACAAGAGAGUUGGGAAACAAUUAGCCUCUCAGAAAAUCCUUCAACUUCUGCACCCACAUGUCAAAAACUGGGGCUCUUUAUUGCGCAUGUAUGGCCGGGAGAGCAACAAGAUGGUGAAACAGGAAAUGUCAGAUAAAAGUGUGAUUGAACUUCAGCAGUAUGCCAAAAAGAACAAGCCAAAUCUACACAUUCUGAACAAACUGCAGGAAGAGAUGAAAAAGCUGGCGCAGGAGAGGGAGGAAACCCGGAAGAAGCCCAAGAUGACCAUUGUUGAGUCAGCUCAGCCCGGCAGUGAGCCUCUGUGCACAGUUGAUGUGUAGCCAGCCAGCAGCUCGAGUGGGGAGCAGUGAGACACGCGGCCUGCAGCCCCCGGUGCUCUGUGCACGGCAGGCUGCUCUUCAGAGACACAUCCUUCUGUUUCUGCCCCGUUGGGCCCUGUCAUUCACCCUCAACUUGUUACCUCUUAGGAGUCAUGUUUAAAUGAUUGAUCAGAAAGGGAAAAAAAAGGCUCUUUGGGAGGCCACCAAGCAGAGAUGCUAACAAACCACCCUUCACUACAGACCUUGUAAAAGCAAGCACUUUGUCCUUGACAGUCAUCCAUAGUGUCUGCAUUGGAUGGGUGUUUCUGGAUCAGAUUCAGAGUAUGUACAGCUUGGAGCAGAUAUAUUAGAGAUAUAUGAAGAAAUGCCGGCUUCUGUGCCUCAAGCUGUUUUUAUGGCAGGUUUUGUUGCAUUUCAGCUUGUAACAGUGUGCAGUGGCAGAGACGAAUAAGCAAGGAGACACGUUCCAAAUUGAGGCGUGAGCCCCUUGGAGAGCCUGGCCUGCUGGAGGCCUGGCCUGGGGAGCAGGACAAGCUCGUGUCUUUAAAUCCCAAACCAGAAUGACUCCUAGGAGGAGUGAGUGACAGGUUUGAUUCUCCCCCUCCCUGACCUUUCCUUUUAAAAAAAACAAAACAAAACACAAUUGGGAAAAACUAUAAUGAGGAAUUCAUUAUAGUGGUGAAAGGAACUCUUUGGCUGUUUGGGCAUCAAAGCCACUUUUUAGAUCUUGGAGGAUAAACAUUAACUGAUGACAGUUAUUCUUUUAACUGAAAUCCUCUGCUAGUGCACAACAGUUACAAACUGAAGCCGUGAUUGGCCGAUUUUAAUGGGUUUACUGCCUUGAGUGCAUUUUUAUUUGUUUUUCUACCCUAGUCUUAAAACCCUUAAAAAGAGACCUUUUUUAAUACCAAGACUCCCCCUUCUCUCCCUCUUUUCCUUCUUGGCACCCGCAAAAGUUUUUAGGGAAUUGAUUUUUCUCAGUGUGUGGCUGGCUGUGGAGCUGUGCUGUAACGCUUUGGUGAGAUUUUUGUAGCAUUCUUGAAAAGCAACUUUGGCCUUGACGUGUGGAGCGUGUUAAUGACAAUGAAUUAAGGCAUUUGGGGGGUGUUGGCCUGGUGGAGAGUAGCCAGAGGUAGUACAGUCUGCUUUGACAAGGGCUGGUUUCGGGCACAGGGGGUGCUGCGCCUCCUGAGGCAGUGGGGCUUUGUGGCCAGCCUCCUAAAUGUGCGCCUGCUUUCUGGGGUCUGUUGGCUUCUUUGUCAAACAGUGGAAGUGUUACACACAUCCUUUGUACCCCUAAAAGUCCUCAGUCGUGGUGCUUGUCUGAGCAGGACUCCCUCUUCCCAAGAGCUGGGGACAGACAAAGUUAGCAGCCUGUCCUGUCCCUCUGGGAAAAGCUGGCUUGCUCCAGUUUCCAGACUCUCUUCCCUACAGACAUAUAGCACCGGGCUCCACAUGGUCCUUGUUUGGGGAGGCUCUGGGGUGUGCCUCGAUCUACACUAGUGAACAGGCUGGGGUCUUUGCAGUCUAUUUUCAGUGUAGAGAAGGUGAAGGGAAGAUUAAAUUUCUCAGCCCUUGUCUAAAAUGGCUUCUCUUUUUAAUAGAGCUUUAAUGCUGGAGAUGGCAGCAAUCUUUGGGAGAGACUUGGUGAUGUAUUGAGUGGUCACAGCUCUUGGCAAAGAUCUUUGCUGUCUUCUUGGAAAGAUGGGGCUGACCUUUACCUUUAGGCAGCACUGUCCACCCCACCACCCCAGCCCACCUGGGCCAAGCACCCUAGUAGAUUUGCCCAUCCCCAUCCCAUUUGUUGCCAGGACCCAGAGCAGACUCAGACCCUGCCCCACAGGUCUCACUUACACAGACCUGAUGUUUUUGGCUUAGAAAUAGGUGAAAACCAUAGGCACCACCUUGUUGCUCUAGCUGGCAUGUUGCUUUAGCCAUCCCUCAGCCCCUAGCUCUGAAUCAUGGGAAGGUGACCUUUGCCCUUAGCAAGUGCAGGCAGAGACCCAUGACCCAAAGUUCCCUCCAUCUUUGGCAUUCUGCAGACCAGAUGUCGCCUCUCACCUUUAGACAGGAGCGGGGCUUGUAGCAAGGCCGUGGGCCAUGAAGUGGAAAUGUGCGCCAGGAACCAGCUGUGGACUCGCUGCCUCAAGCAGAGCUGUCCAGAGGAAGCUGUUGCUUGCCCCCUUCUUGUCCUUGCUCUUGGUUGGGUGUGUGUCCUGGGUGGCCGACUUCCUAAGGUACUGUGUCAAUAAAGUGGGACCAUCCUCUUUGCUCA
Molecule: messenger RNA, 5289 nt
Organism: Vombatus ursinus (common wombat)
Lineage: Eukaryota; Metazoa; Chordata; Mammalia; Diprotodontia; Vombatidae
Gene: DGCR8
Product: DGCR8, microprocessor complex subunit
Exons: 15
Coding region: 693-3014 (773 amino acids)
Biological process (GO): primary miRNA processing
Cellular component (GO): microprocessor complex
Molecular function (GO): double-stranded RNA binding; identical protein binding; primary miRNA binding
Source: RefSeq, a predicted model, not a curated record